Drosophila busckii is the source of this 1040-nucleotide messenger RNA. The record is from RefSeq and is a predicted model, not a curated record. Lineage: Eukaryota; Metazoa; Arthropoda; Insecta; Diptera; Drosophilidae. The transcript has 3 exons. The coding region runs from base 97 to 660 and encodes 187 amino acids.
GUUUUAUUCAGAGGCGUCUUACGAGUCUAACAAGUCACUGAAUUUGCGCAUUCAAUUUCAUGUUAAAAGCAAAGCCACAAAUUGAACACAGACCACAUGGAAAUGCGACAGCUGCUGCUUGGUUUGCUAUGGAUAAUGCUGCAGGUAGCUAAAGCUGAAAAUGAAACGACAACUGAACAGACUAGAAAGUUGGAUUUUCGCAUUGAUCGCGUGCGCAUACAUGGCGAGAAUCAUUUUAUGCGCGUUGCUGUCAAGAUCAAUGAGAAUCGCAAGACCUUCGAUAUAUAUGUAAUGCUGAAUAGGGAGCUGGGCAGCAAUUAUCUAUUGAUGAAUACGCGUGUGCAUUUUAAGCUAAAGGGAGCGCAGAAGUUUGAAACUAUAGUGGAGUUGAAGCAUAUGGACUUUUGCGCAUUUAUAGCGCAAUACAAUUCCAACUCAUUGAUGCGGCAUUAUUUUCAAAAAACUUUUAUAUUUGGUGAUAUUAUAGCGUGUCCAGUGCGUGCGCGUAAUUAUACGCUAAGUAAUGUAGGCAUGGGUGAUAAUAUGCUGCCGGACUAUUUGCUAUCCGGCACGUAUAAGUUUUUUACGGAGAUCAUUGAAGGCACGGGCGAGAUACCCAAAGUAUUCUCCUUGCAGGUGAUCUCGACUGUAACUGCUUGACAAAUAAAAUUGCGGCCAAUGCACAUGUGUGUGUGUGUGUGUGGAGGAUUAGUAAUUACAACAAGGACACUCAGCAUGCUGAGUAGACACACCCCUCGGAGCAAGCCAGACGGUAGCGCUGUAAGCGGAUUGCGGCAGCAGCGUUACCUUUAUUAUUAUUUCCGCUGCCCCCUUGCUGUUUUUUUUUUUCUCUUCCGCAUUUCCAUUGUGCGUCAUUCCCCUGACACAGCAGCUACAUAUUGAAAAUCGUUUAAAGCGCCAUAUAGUGCCACCGUCCGAUUAUUGUGAUUAUCUCUUUGUGGACUAUCGCGUGUGUGUGUUUUUUCCAUUUCCCGCGAGACCUUCUGCGGUUACAAAUUAGAAGCCAUAUGUGCGCUUUA